Sebastes umbrosus (honeycomb rockfish) is the source of this 530-nucleotide messenger RNA. RefSeq names its product hemoglobin subunit beta-2. Lineage: Eukaryota; Metazoa; Chordata; Actinopteri; Perciformes; Sebastidae. The record is from RefSeq and is a predicted model, not a curated record. Gene Ontology annotation, cellular component: blood microparticle; hemoglobin complex; haptoglobin-hemoglobin complex. Gene Ontology annotation, molecular function: oxygen binding; oxygen carrier activity; organic acid binding. Gene Ontology annotation, biological process: hydrogen peroxide catabolic process; oxygen transport. The coding region runs from base 20 to 463 and encodes 147 amino acids. The transcript is spliced from 3 exons.
AAAACCUAAAGCCGUCAAAAUGGUUGAAUGGUCAGACUUCGAGCGCGCCACCAUCCAGGAAAUCUUCUCCAACAUGGAGUAUGAGGUCGUGGGCCCUGCAGCUCUUUCCAGGUGUCUGGUCGUCUACCCCUGGACUCAGAGGUAUUUUGGUAACUUUGGAAACCUCUACAACGCUUCUGCUAUCAUUGGAAAUCCAAUGGUUGCUAAACACGGAACAACUAUCCUCCACGGUCUGGACCGGGGAGUGAAGAACAUGGACAACAUCAAGGAAACCUACGCCGAGCUGAGCGUGCUGCACUCAGAGAAACUGCACGUGGACCCCGACAACUUCAGGCUCCUGUCUGACUGCCUGACCAUUGUGGUUGCUGGUCGGUUGGGUAAUGCCUUCACUGGUGAAAAGCAGGCAGCUUUCCAGAAGUUCCUGACCGUGGUGGUGUCCUCUCUGGGAAGGCAGUACCACUAGAGAGCUGCAACAGAAGACCAUCACAUGCUGAUCAUUAAAAGCUCUUUGUUUUUGUCUCAAAAGCAAA